Molecule: messenger RNA, 1158 nt
Organism: Daphnia pulex (common water flea)
Lineage: Eukaryota; Metazoa; Arthropoda; Branchiopoda; Diplostraca; Daphniidae
Product: chromobox protein homolog 1-like
Exons: 5
Coding region: 226-849 (207 amino acids)
Biological process (GO): chromatin organization; negative regulation of transcription by RNA polymerase II
Cellular component (GO): pericentric heterochromatin
Molecular function (GO): chromatin binding
Source: RefSeq, a predicted model, not a curated record
UCGACUCUUCGGCAGCUUCGCGUGUUCACAGAUCACAGUCGAGAGCAGAUCAAACGAGUAAAGUCGUCUUUAGUGUUAGUCUAUAGGCAACGUUACUAAUAUUUCUGUCUAAUUGAGUAACUGUGUGUGUAAGUUUUUACAGUUCAACUUAAUCUGCAGCAAUUUUUCGUUGUUCAGUUGACCAGUUUAUUUCCAAAUCAACUAAAAGAUAAAGUUCUCUCAGUCAUGGUUGGAAAAAGAAGAAGUAAUGGUGUCAAAGAAGUUUCAAAAACAACAACCAAGGUAUUUAGAAUAAAAAGUACUGCGGCAGAAAAAUAUGUGGUUGAAAAAGUGGUGGAUGAAAGGAAAAUGAAAGGUACUACCCAGUAUCUUUUGAAGUGGAAAGGGUAUGAUGACAGUGAUAAUACUUGGGAAGAAGAAGAAAACAUGAAUUGUCCCGAAUUAAUUGCUGAAUUUGAAAAUCAACCAAAAAAGAAGAAGAAGAUGGAUAAACAAGAAGAAUAUUCUGUUGAGAAAGUGAUGGAUCGAAGAGUGCAGAAAGGUAAAGUUCAGUACCUGCUAAAAUGGAAAGGCUAUGGCCACAAUGACAAUACUUGGGAAAAUGAAGAAGACAUGGAUUGUCCUGGCUUGAUUGCAGCAUUUGAAAAUCAGACAUCAAAAGAUGCUGAAAAUGAGUUCUCAGUUGAAAAAAUUAUGGAUAAAAGGGUAAGAAAAGGCAAAGUGGAGUAUCUUCUGAAAUGGAAAGGCUAUGCUCAUAGUGAAAAUACCUGGGAAAGUGAGGAAAACAUGGGUUGCCCUGAUUUGAUUGCAGAAUUUGAAAAUAAGAAGAAAAAGGAAGGAAAAGCUUGAAUUCAGUGGGGCCGCUACAAUUUUUACGCAAAUAAAUGUGAUUUCUAUUCGGUUUGAUGUGGUUAGGGCGUAAGGAAGACAGCAGAGAUAUCCAAAAUAUUUCUUUGUGUUAACCUCAUGCCUUAAUUUAAAACUUGAAAUUGUUUUUAUUUUUGGUCAUUAUCAUCCAUCUCUGUUCUUUGUUCAUCGACUUACAUUAAUGUAAUGCGGUUGUCAUGCCUCAUGUGUUCCUUAAGAAAAAAACCAAGUUUCAUUUCUUUUCUUGAAUUAUCCUUGCAUACCCAGAAAUACAAGGCCUGUGUUUAUAAA